AUGGCGGCCAUGGACAACUCCACCACAGCAGCCGUAUCAAAGAGGAGAAAGAUCACUGCUUCAACGCCGCCAUUGCCUCCAUUGCCGCCAAGUCCAAUAAUGCUUCAGCUCCUCGACUCCCCCCAUUCAUGCUCCAGCUUUUACUCCGAUCACUCUCCGCCUCCCUCCUCUUGCUGCUCCACCAACGAUCUCAACGACGUCGCCGCCGCCCGUAGCUCGCCGCUCCUAGAUCUGCAGGUGAAUCCCGCCUCCAUAGCUCGCACCGAGAUUCGAAUUUCUCUUCCCCUUUCUUUCUGUUUGAAAACGAGGAGACAAAUAGAGGAGAGAGAAACUAGCGAAUGGAAAACUGCCAAGAGUUUCGAAACGGCAUUCUCCAACUCGACCUCUAUCACCAACAAUAAAUUCAGGGAGACGACGCCGUCGAGCGAGCUGUCCCUGGACUUGAACGAAAUGUCAUCGCCGGCGCCGGCGGUGUCUCACCGGCGGAGAAUCCCGGUCAGCAAAUCGACUCCAAGUGAAGAGAUCGAAGAGUUCUUCGCCGCCGCCGAGAAGUACGAGCAUAAGCGCUUUACAGAGAAGUUCAACUAUGAUAUCGUCAAUGACGUGCCUCUGGAGGGUCGGUACCAGUGGGUUCGUCUGAAGUCAUAA
Molecule: messenger RNA, 648 nt
Organism: Pyrus x bretschneideri (Chinese white pear)
Lineage: Eukaryota; Viridiplantae; Streptophyta; Magnoliopsida; Rosales; Rosaceae
Product: cyclin-dependent kinase inhibitor 7-like
Exons: 4
Coding region: 1-648 (215 amino acids)
Biological process (GO): negative regulation of cyclin-dependent protein serine/threonine kinase activity
Cellular component (GO): nucleus
Molecular function (GO): cyclin-dependent protein serine/threonine kinase inhibitor activity
Source: RefSeq, a predicted model, not a curated record